Molecule: messenger RNA, 1515 nt
Organism: Nipponia nippon (crested ibis)
Lineage: Eukaryota; Metazoa; Chordata; Aves; Pelecaniformes; Threskiornithidae
Gene: FDXR
Product: ferredoxin reductase
Molecular function (GO): oxidoreductase activity
Source: RefSeq, a predicted model, not a curated record
AUGGCCGGCGCGGGGGCACGAGCCCCUCUGGGUCGGUGCUGGGCCGGAGGGAAGGGCAACGGGCGGCCCUGGGCACUCGCCCUCACGCCCUCUCUGUCCUUCACGCCUCCAGGUUUCACACGAUGGCUGUCCUCCGCCAGCCCGGCUCCUCGCCUCUGUGUGGUGGGCAGCGGGCCCGCCGGCUUCUACACGGCUCAGCACAUUCUCAAGCACCACGGCGGGGCCCGAGUGGACAUCUAUGAGAAGCUGCCCGUUCCCUUCGGGCUCGUCCGUUUUGGGGUGGCCCCAGACCACCCCGAAGUGAAGAAUGUGAUCAAUGCCUUCACGCAGACGGCACGCUCGGAGCGCUGCGCCUACUACGGAAACGUCACCGUGGGGAGGGACGUCACGGUGGCAGAGCUGCAGCAGGCUUACCACGCCGUGGUGCUGAGUUACGGUGCUGAAGAUAACCGAGUCCUGGGGAUCCCAGGGGAGAACCUCUCCGGCGUUCAUUCGGCCCGAGCGUUCGUGGGCUGGUACAACGGGCUGCCCGAGAACCGGGAUCUGAAGCCCGACCUGAGCUGUGAGACGGCGCUGAUCCUGGGUCACGGCAAUGUGGCGCUGGAUGUUGCCCGGAUCCUCCUGUCCCCGCUGCCUCUCCUCAGGAAGACAGACAUCACUGCCGGCUCCCUGGCAGCGCUCGCCUGCAGCAAGGUGAAGCGCGUCUGGCUGGUUGGGAGGAGGGGACCUCUCCAAGUUGCUUUUACUAUCAAGGAGCUGCGGGAGAUGAUAAACCUGCCCGGUGCCAGACCUGUCCUGAACCCUGCUGACUUCGCAGGCCUUGAAAAUGCUAUUAAAGAUGCUCCCAGGCCGAGGAAGCGACUGACUGAGCUGAUGAUCAAAACAGCCCUAGAGAAGCCUGGGGAGAAGAUGACGGAGGUGCAGGCAGCAGCCCCCCGGGAGUGGGGCCUGAAGUUCCAGUGCAGCCCCCAGGAGGUGCUGGCCACCGCUGACGGGAGGCAGGCGAGGGGUGUCCGCAUGGCCCUGACCCGCCUGGAGGGCUCGGGUGACUCCGCCAAAGCCGUCCCCACUGGAGAUGUGGAGGAGCUGGAGUGUGGGCUGGUGCUCAGCAGUAUUGGCUACCGGAGCCUGCCCCUGGACCCAGCGGUACCCUUCGACAGCCAGCGCGGCGUUAUCCCCAACAGCUCAGGCAGAGUGGAGGGCGUCCCAGGUCUGUACUGCAGCGGGUGGGUGAAGAGAGGACCCACGGGCGUGAUCAUCACCACCAUGAACGACAGCUUUGACACUGCCCAGUCGGUGCUGGAGGAUCUCCAGGUGGGCGUGCUGGACGCGUCCGCCUCCAGAGAAGGCUUUGGGGCUGUGGAGAGCAUCCUGCACAGCCGAGGGGUCCGUCCUGUUUCCUUCUCGGACUGGGAGAAGAUAGAUGCUGCUGAAGUGGCAAGAGGCAAAGCUGCUGGAAAACCCCGGGAAAAGAUAGUGGAUCCUCAGGAGAUGCUGCGGUUGAUCGGUCACUAA